This is a messenger RNA of Chrysemys picta bellii (western painted turtle), 7273 nucleotides long. RefSeq names its product alpha-1,3-mannosyl-glycoprotein 4-beta-N-acetylglucosaminyltransferase A (gene MGAT4A). The record is from RefSeq and is a predicted model, not a curated record. Gene Ontology annotation, cellular component: Golgi stack; endoplasmic reticulum-Golgi intermediate compartment; endoplasmic reticulum. NCBI's taxonomy places the organism in Eukaryota, Metazoa, Chordata, Testudines, Emydidae. Gene Ontology annotation, biological process: protein N-linked glycosylation. Gene Ontology annotation, molecular function: acetylglucosaminyltransferase activity.
CUGGUUCCUCUGGGCUAAGCCGCCGGCGAACCCUGCCCGGCCCGUUGCCUCGGGGGCUGGGACCCCCUCCCUGGAUGUGCCGCGAGCGCUGCGUGUCCCCGGGGGUCCCAAGCGGGGUCUCCCUGGCCAGUGCCCCAGCCCGGCUCCCAUGGGCGCCCCGCCGCCCCCGGAGCAGGGACCGCAUCUCCGGAAGCUCCUCCCCGCGGGGGCUGCCCCCUCCCCGCGGAACGAGGCGACGGUUAUUUAUCGCCGCUGCCGAAGCAGCCCAGUCGGCACCCGCGCAGCCCGGGACGCGUGGGGGCGGUUGGCAGGUCCGCGAGCUCCGCUGCUGCCCCGGCGUUGUGGGAUACCAGGGGAGAGGGAUGUAGCUGUAAAGACCCUCAAGGGGGGAUGGAGUAGAAGCAUAAAGAAGUUUACUUUAUGAAGGCUAAUGAGUGACUCGAGAGAAAGUUCGAAGCGGUGUAACUGCUGGACUGGUUUUACAGAGCUUUUGAAAUGAGAGAGCUACAUCUCUCAUUCCUGUUGGUCAAGUGACGCUAAUGGUGGAAUAAACUGACUUCAGUACAACUGAUCAAUCCAAAUCGCAAGUACAAUAUAAACAAGUGUGAUGUUGAAAUGAGAUGAGGCUCCGAAAUGGAACUGUGGCCACUGUGUUAUUUUUCAUCACUUCUUUUCUCAGUUUGUCCUGGUACACUGCAUGGCAAAAUGGUAAAGAAAAGUUGAUUGCUUAUCAGCGGGAAUUUCAUGCUUUGAAGGAACGUCUUCGUAUUGCUGAGCGUAGAACCCUGCAGCGUUCCUCUGAGCUAAAUGCCAUCUUGGAGCAAUUCAGACGUGCAGUAGCAGAAACAAAUGGAAGUAAGGAUGCAUUAAACAAUUUUUCAGAUGAAACGCUGAAAUUGUUAAAAGAGCUAACAAGCAGAAAAUCUCUUCAAGUGCCAAAUAUCUAUUACCAUUUGCCUCAUUUGUUGAAGAAUGAAGGAAGCCUUCAACCUUCUGUGCAGAUUGGCCUGGGACGAACAGGCGUUUCAAUUGUAAUGGGAAUUCCCACCGUGAAGAGAAAAGUAAAGUCUUAUCUUACAGAAACCCUUCACUCUCUUAUUGAUAAAUUGUCUCCAGAAGAGAAACUGGAUUGUGUUAUGGUUGUCUUCAUAGGAGAGACAGAUCUUGACUAUGUACACAGCGUUGUAGCAAGCCUGGAGAAAGAAUUUUCUACAGAAAUCAGUUCUGGCUUGGUGGAAAUAAUAUCCCCACCUGCGACUUACUAUCCUGACUUGACAAAUGUAAAAGAGACAUUUGGAGACUCAAAAGAAAGAGUCAGAUGGCGAACAAAGCAAAACUUGGACUAUUGUUUUCUUAUGAUGUAUGCCCAGAAAAAGGGCAUUUAUUAUAUUCAGCUUGAAGAUGACAUUGUUGUCAAGCAGAAUUAUUUCAGCACGAUAAAAAAUUUUGCACUUCAACUUUCUUCUGAAGAUUGGAUGAUUCUAGAAUUUUCUCAGCUGGGUUUCAUUGGUAAAAUGUUCCAAUCUCCAGAUAUCACUCUUAUUGUCGAGUUCAUAUUUAUGUUUUAUAAGGAGAAACCUAUUGAUUGGCUCUUAGAUCAUAUACUCUGGGUGAAAGUCUGCAACCCUGAAAAAGAUGCAAAACAUUGUGACAGACAGAAAUCUAAUCUACGAAUACGCUUCAGGCCUUCCCUUUUCCAACAUGUUGGACUGCACUCCUCCCUAGCAGGAAAGAUCCAGAAACUCACGGAUAAAGACUUCCUGAAACCAUUAUUACAUAAAAUUCAUGUGAAUCCACCCGCGGAAGUUUCUACAUCUUUAAAAGUCUACCAAGGACAUACACUGGAAAAAACCUAUAUGGGAGAGGAUUUUUUCUGGGCUGUUACACCCAUUGCGGGGGAUUAUAUCCUAUUUAAAUUUGACAAACCAGUCAACGUAGAAAGAUACUUGUUUCAUAGUGGCAAUCCAGAGCAUCCAGGAGAUAUUCUACUAAAUACUACAGUAGAGGUUCUGCCUUUUAAGAAUGAAGACUUGAUAUUAAGCAAAGAAACCAAAGACAAACGCUUGGAGGACGGUUAUUUCAGAAUAGGUAAAUUUGAAAGUGGUAUAGCAGAAGGGACAGUUGACCCAAGUCUAAACCCUAUUUCAUCAUUUCGGCUUUCGGUAAUACAAAACUCAGCAGUCUGGGCAAUUCUGAAUGAGAUUCACAUUAAAAAAGUCACAACCUGAUCAAAAUCUGUUUGGAAGAAAAGAGAGAAUCUUUGCAAACUUUUCCUAUAAUAUCCUACAUCUUUAACAAGUCACAAAUUGAAAAUACUGAGCAUGCACCUUAUUCCAAUUGUCUUUUAUUUUUCACUCGAACUCUACCUCUUGUGAAAUCUACUGUAGAUGAGAAGUUUGUAAGUAACCCUUCUUGUCAUAUCCAUCCAGAAACUGAUUCUCCACACUGAUAACAUUCAUCUGAGAUCCAAGUUGUCCUCCAUUUUUACAUGACUUUACCAUCUUAUGGUUGCAGAAGCCUGCUACUCUUAACCCAUACUAUUUUGAUAGUAUAGUAAUACGGAGAAGUUGUACAUAUUCUUACAUUUCUUGGAGAUGAAAAAAUAUAAUUAAAUUUUAUGAAGGGGGUACUUUUGGGGUUCCAUUUAUUUUCCUAUAACAAAACCCUCUUUUAUAGAUUAUCAGGAUAUAUUUAUAUCUAUAUCUAGAUAUAGAUAUAUAGAUAUAUAAAAACAUUAGGGAUAUUUAAUUUAUUAAAAUAAUUUGAAAAGUACAUAUUUUUAUGCAGUAAAAUUUUAAAUUGAUAUAGGUUUUUUUUAUGGAUCAUCUAACUUAAAUUAUCUUUCUACAUUUUUCUUUGCAACUGCAAACAACAUAAAAAAUUAAUACCAUAUUUCAACUAUACUGCCAUGGUUAAGAAAACUAAAUUGAGUUGCUAAAUUUUAAAGUACUUUUGUAUCACAAAAUCUGAAAGCUAUUGUUCAAAGCAUAAGCAUGCCUUAAUUGCCGGAGUUCUGAAGAACAUUAUUCUUGGGGGCUACCAUAUUCCACUGAUUACAAGGCAUAGCCACAUAAAAAGCAUGUUGAAGUAUCUUAAUAUUUCAGUAUAACGUAAAUGCUAAAUCUGCAGUGAUUUUAAGUUUAAUGCAUCACAUUUUAGAGGGAGAUUUCGAUACCGAGCUAUCCCUUUUUAAAACUUUGUAGACAGUUCCUAAACUGAAUGAAUUCAUUCACUGUAUAGAAAAGCAUUCCCUACUUUGUGCUGUAAAUUUUGAAUUUUGUCUCAUGUCCCCAGACAUACAAAUUCUGUUCAGUACUUUGAAUUACUACAAUCCUACAUGAUAUUUUUAUCAGCAAAAAAUAUAAAAAAAUAGUAAUUACUUGUAAUUAACCUCAUUAUAGGUCUCUCUUAAAAUGUUUUUAUUUCGGUGUUUACCUUAGGUAAACAUUGUGGUGGGUGAUUUUUUUUUUUUUUGAAGGGUGAGUCCUAUCCAACUUCCAUGGGAAUCAAUGGAAAGACUUCCAUUGACUUGAAUAGAAUCAAGCCUAAAGUCAGUUUCCUGCCUUUUGUGCUUCAAGGAAAAGAACAAUACUUGUGUAACUGAUGAGCAGCCCAGACAGACCGUGUGAGCUCUUUGUGCUGCUACAGCACUGUUCAUAACAUGUAAUGCCAUUCAACAGUUCAUUAAAAUCUAGUAGUUUUUUCAUCACAUCUCAGCAUAGAUCUGAGAAAUUAUUUGGGUUUAUUUUCCCCCCCAAUUUUACCUGCGACUGAUGUCAAUAAUUUAAAUUAUAGCUAUUUAUUAAAUUUUAUAUCAUGACUUAAUUUUUAAGUCAGAUAUAUGUUUCUGAACAAAACAAGCAAUGCCAACAAUGUUGUCUUAUCGUUCCAUGAAGUUAAAAUGAUUUAUAAUAAAUUUACCAGUACCAUUGUUAGGUGCCUUUCCUCUGAGCAGUGUCUUUUUAUGGGUUUAUUCUGUCAGCACAGUGUUCCUAAAGUAACAUUCAACAUAUAAGAAACUCCAAACAUCUCUAAAUGUGUAGAAACUCACCCCAAACUGAUCACACUUUUGUGUUGUUUCUUUGUGAGCUCUACCUUAUAUUUUUUCGAAUAACUUUUUUCUAGCAGUCAAAAUAUUGAACUGAAACUCGUCAAUUAUCAUCCAUUACCUCCUUUUUGAUAAACUGAUUUUUUUUAAACGGAUUAAUUUAUAUUCUAUUUUGUUGGAUCUUACUAGCAGGAGCCAGAAAUACCCUGGGAUGCUAUGAUAGAUUGCACUCUUACUAAAUGAAUGUGCCACAACAGUAGAAGUGAAUUUAUUAUAAAUCAUUUAGGGAGCAGAUAGGUUUUGUAGAUUCAGAAUCAAAUUCAGACCUGAUGUAAUCAGGUUCAACUCCGUUGAUUUCCUGAGAGUUUGUUCCUUAAAUUAGAAGAAGGUAGAGGUGGAGAAAAUGUAGCGUUUUUUUGUUGUUGUUAUUGUUUAAAGAAAAUUAUCUCUACAUACCAUUGUUUUAGACUCUAAAUUCUCAAAAAUUCUAAUUCACAAAUCACUCCAAAGUGGUCUGCUCUCCUUUUUGGAGAUCCACCUAUUUUAUGGCAGAAUAAGAGCAUUUCAAAUAUUGCUGGACAUUAGCCAGUUUGUGUAUUGCAUUCCUCCAUGCUUUAUGAUUAAUAGACACUCCAAAUAUACUUUAUGUGCAUUAUGUCAGCCAGAAACGAUAGUAUUUAACACACGAGCUCAUCUCAAUGUCUUGGAUUUACUAUAGAUUUUUAAAUCCUUAGGAUUUUUUUGUACGUUUUUCAUUUUCAGUGAACUUUAGGUCAGCCUUAAACACUCCUAUAUAGGAGAAUAAAACCUGUAGUAGCUUUACAAUAGUAACUAUUUCAGACUGAGUUGUAUUAGUUCCUUCUGAAGAUGUUAUAGCUUAAGGAAACGUAGGUCUUUUUUGGAGCAGCUGGCAUUUCCAGAUACCUUAAUUUUCUGAUCAAAUUGAGUUUAAAUCCCCAGAUUUGAUGCCAAUUAAAGCUUUUUCUUAAAAUACUACUGUUGUUUUUUUGUUUUUGUUUUUUUAAACAAUGAUCUUUAGCGGGGCCCACAGCAAUUGCAAAGAUUUGGCCUAUUCAUAACUAAAUCCUGUUUAGCUUACUAAGUGAAUAGUCCUGCUGAAGACUUUGUGUGUGAGUGAUGUAAGCAAGAUUUGGCCCCAUGUCAAAACAAUCCCCCCUCUGAAAAAGCUACUACAGGGCUUUCUGCUCUUUUAGGGUCCUAAACUUAAUUUAUUUGCAUUAAUUGAAAACUAUUUACAGUCAUAGGGAUAAAUGUAAUGAUUUUUUCCCUCCUCUAGCCAUGGUGGUUUGGCAAAGCUCAAGGCAGGUAUAGUAGUUAUGGACCAGAUUAGAAUUCUCACCCCAUCACUGCUUUUCUCAGCCUUUUAAAAAUUUAGAUUAGAAAAUCAUUAGGGUCCCUUGUGAAUCUGAGAUAAGAUACUGGCUAAAUUUAAGGCAGAAUGACUUUGUACUUCUGCCUUAUAAUAUGUAGUACGUAUACCUUUGAGUAUGUUGAGGGAUCAUGUUUAGUCUUUUGGCAAGACUAGACAAUUUUGUACUUUUUCCUUCAUUUUUUCCAUAAGCAAGUAUGAAAUCUCUUCAGUAAUUCCUUGAUUUUUUUGUUUGAAAUAUCUGCUCCAAAAGGAGUACAGUAUUAAUUUACAUCUUGUGCUUCUAAUCUGUGCUUUCCUCUGGAAACGAGAAUACAAAUUUAUUCUAAGACCAUUGUUUCAUGAAAUCAAGUAUUUGCUUAAGUUUUAGGUUUCUUCUUAACAAGGAUCCAUUUUGAAAUUGGACUAAAAUGAAAACUGUACUCAUUUUUAAAAGCACGGUUAUGCUUAUUCAUAUUUACAAACAUUACAGUUUAAUACUGAAAGGGUGUCAUACUGCUAUGCUGCUGUUUUUGGAAAUGGAAUUUGAUUGGUGUAAAUAUUGACACCAAGACUUUGUCAUUUUGUAUCAUGUUUCUUGAUUUCAGUGUUCUCUUGAGUGGGUUUUUUGUGAUUUCUACUGUAAGCAUUGAGCUAGAACUCUAGGUAGCUUAAUGUUGAGAACUAUGAAACUUUGUUUCAGGGGGACAAACUUUGAUAUCUUUACAUGACCGGCAGUCAUCCUACUCCCAUUAAUUUUAGUGGUGCAGGAUCAAGCUCCUAAUUGCAAAACAUCAUUACUGUUGACUUUAAUGGUAGCUGACAUGAUGAUCAUCACUGGUGCUAAACGUUCCUAUGAAGUAAGGAAGGGUUGCUUUUUUAAAAGUGUUAAUUGGUGGCUGCCUGCAGGUCAGGAGCUCUCACUUUGUGCCAGUGUACAGCAGGUCACAACAGAAAUUCCCAGCCUCCCCAGGAUCAAAGGUAUAGUGCUUUACUUGUUGAAAUGGUAAAUUUUUCUUUGUUGCUCAGUGUUUGCUGAGAUUUCAAUAGAUGACUUGGAGUGCAUUCUCUUCAAGCCUUAACAGUGGUGGAUACACUACUGUAAAAUGAACUGCCAGCAGAUUUGGUAUUUUAAGCUAAAUGUAGUUUUUUUUCUAGAAAUAUCAAAUUCUAGUAAUCAAAUAUUGAAGUCUUAUUGUAACUAGUUUGCUGUUUAAAAAUAUCCUUUUUGAAAUUAAAACCUGGUGCUUGAGUUUGAUACUGAGCACUGUUUUUGGAAAAUUGCCAUCUUCAUUUGCAGGGUUAUUUUUGAGGGGGGGUUGUCAGUUUGUACUCUUGCCUUGUGGAAUCUAGUACUGUUAGAUCCUGAAACAUUCUUUUCUGGCAAAACUUAUUCUGUACGUUUCCCCAUCUUUUCAUUAACCAACCCCUGCUGUAAUAGAUUUUUAUAAAUUGGCUAGAUUUGUUUAAAACUUGCUGCUAUAUUUGAAAACCUGAUAUGGGUCAUGUCAACUGUGCCUUUCAUCAAUGUUUAUGUACCACAGCUAUCCAUGUAUAUUUGAAAUAAAGGCUUAAAAAAAAAUCUGUUCUGUAGUUCUUACAUAAGCUGAGAGAGAAUACUUCUGUCCCUAAGAGACCCAAUAUGUUGCAUUAACAAUGUAGCAAUAUUUUAAGGUGUUGAGUCCAAACUGUCAAAAGGCAUGUUAAAUAGGGAUUGAAUACGGUACUUUAAAUGCCAUGUCUCAGAGCCACUACAGCAACUGCUCUUCAGUUAAGAAGUGACACGCACAGGUGCAGGGCUGAAGCACUCAGAGGGAAAAAUUAGUGGGUGCUCUGCACCCACCACCAACCAAGCU